CAUUGAAACGCUCGUGCGCUGUCCUUGAAUGUCACCGACGCACGUGAACACCUAGCUGCUCACUGGGACGGUAAAGCGGAGCUUCGGUAAACGAACCGGCUGCAUUCAGAGAGUCAGAGAGCCUCAGACUGACCGGAGACCUUUUAGUACAACACACUGAUAACUAACCAGAUUGACGGGUAGAAUGUCCGGUACCGGGAGGUCUGUGCUGUUCCUGCUGCAGCGGUGUGUCGCAGUUAGCCAGAGAACGUUACCGGCGGCCAUCGUCAAAACAGCACAGAGCUGCGGGUUCACUCAGAACCGGACCUGGACCUCAGCGACCCGCACAGUCUGGCUGCGGAGAUUCGGUGAGCUGCAGGCUGCAGGGAGGAGCAGCCAGGCCCGCUUCUGUACCAAGGCAGGAGAACCUUCGGAGGAGGAAUACCCACCGCUGCCAGACUACCAGUCAGAAUCAAAACCGACAAGGACAAAGGACAUUUACAUCAUCCAGGUGAAGGGUCUCCCAUGGACAUGCACCACUCAUGACCUUCUUCACUUCUUCUCAGAUUGUAGGGUCCAUGAUGGAGAGAACGGCAUCCACCUGGCUGUGGACCAGCUGGGGAGGCCGUCGGGACGAGCCUUCAUCGAGCUGGAGCACGAGGAGGACGUCAGGAAAGCUCUGGAGAAGCAUCGGCAGUACCUCGGUCCACGAUAUGUUGAAGUGUUUGAAGUGACGAACACGGAUGCUGAAGCCAUCCUGACGAAAUCCGCCCAUCCUCCAGCAGACGGGGUGGUGAAGCUCAGAGGACUUCCCUUCGACUGCACCGAGGACGAAAUUGUUGCGUUCUUUUCAGGUUUGGAUAUCGUGGAGAAUGGAAUCACCAUCGUCGCAAAUCGUAAAGGAAGAAGGACCGGGGAGGGCUUUGUGAAAUUUACCUCUCAGGAAGCAGCUAACGAAGCUCUGCAGAGAGACAGAGACCUGAUAGGGAGCAGAUAUAUCGAAGUGUUUCCCAGCAGUAGUGAAGAUAUUGAAUCUACUUUGAGGAGGAGGAUGGGUUCAGCUCCUGUGCAGACCAACCCUGAGCCAGCAGACUGGAGGCCACAGAACAUCACCAGGGCUGCUGCCCCCCACAGCUCCACCGUGCCGCUGCAUUACAUCCACAUGAGAGGACUUCCUUUCCCGGUUUCUGGAGAAGACAUUGUGAAGUUCUUCUAUCCUCUAGCCGUGUCUAAGAUCCUGAUUGAAUGUGGUCCUACUGGGAGGCCGAGUGGAGAGGCCGAUGUUUUCUUCCGCUGCCACUCAGACGCCUUGACUGCCAUGUCCAAAGACAAGAUGAACGUUGGGAGAAGAUACAUCGAGUUGUUCCUGAACUCUGUACCAAACUCUGAUGGACAUUAAAAAACACCGUGAACGCCGACACACAGACGCCAAACACACAUACGGGAUUAUCAUAUUUAUUUUCCGUCCAGAUGUGGAUAUCGAACAAUAAACAUUCCUGGUGUCAAUAAAA
Messenger RNA from Stegastes partitus (bicolor damselfish), 1490 nucleotides. RefSeq names its product G-rich RNA sequence binding factor 1 (gene grsf1). Gene Ontology annotation, molecular function: RNA binding. The transcript has 10 exons. The record is from RefSeq and is a predicted model, not a curated record. Lineage: Eukaryota; Metazoa; Chordata; Actinopteri; Pomacentridae. The coding region runs from base 185 to 1378 and encodes 397 amino acids.